Molecule: messenger RNA, 3845 nt
Organism: Meleagris gallopavo (turkey)
Lineage: Eukaryota; Metazoa; Chordata; Aves; Galliformes; Phasianidae
Source: RefSeq, a predicted model, not a curated record
GGUGAUUCUCUUUCUCUUUAGACAGUGAUGGCUCAUGCCUGUCAUCUUUCUGAAGAAGAGCUGGGACUUUUUAAUCUUCGUGGAGCUGCAGUUGCACAUUGCCCCAGUUCUAACUUUUCGUUGCACAGUGGCAUCUUAAAUGUAAAAAAUGUUUUGAAGCACAAUGUGAAGGUUGGCCUUGGCACAGAUGUUGCUGGUGGAUAUUCAGCUUCUAUGCUUGAUGCUAUCAGAAAAACAGUGAUAGCAUCUAACACCCUUAAAAUUAAUAAAGUGAGUGAAGCAGGACUAACUCUUAAAGAAGCUUUUCGACUGGCAACUCUAGGAGGAAGCCAAGCUCUAGGACUGGAUGAUGUGAUUGGGAACUUUGAGGUCGGCAAAGAAUUUGAUGCACUGCUGAUCAACACUAAGGCCUCAGACAGCCCUUUCGACUUGUUCUCUGCUGAUACUUUCGAGGACUAUCUCCAGAAGUUCCUCUAUCUAGGUGAUGACCGGAAUAUUUCUGAAGUGUACGUGGCUGGGAAGCAAGUGGUUCCUUUUUCAAGUUCAGUAUAAAUCCAUUUCCCUUCUGCAAAAUGUUCUGCUGAUUACUCUGUAUCUGAUUUGGAAAACAUUUGUUUAAAACAGUGCCUGAUCAUUUGGAAUGACACCUCACUUCUGUUUUAAAUCUUGCAAAUUUGAAAAAUUCUGUUAGGCCUUUCAGGAAUUAUGUGACCAACAUUGUCACAGUUCUAAGAGGAAACAAACUUCUAAAUUUGCUUGCAAAGAUAACAUGUGCAUUGACAAAGAAUUUGGUAAGUUUUUUACUUAAAUAAACGAUUGGUGUUUCUUUCAGUAAUACCAGAGAAAAUAUUAAGAAGAGUAAGGAAGUUCUUACUGUUGUAUGUUAUUUUAGUUGAAAAAAAAAAUGGCCAGUAAAUCAUUUUUGCAAAUAAUGAAUGUCACAGAAGAAUGUAAUUUCCUUUAUAUUAUCACUAAGUAUGGAAAAAAAUAGUGGCAUUUGGGGGCAUUUAAUGAUGUUUUUCAUUUUUGUUUUUGUGGUUAAUUUUAAAAUACCCAUUUAUUUUAAAACAUAAUAAGUAUCUAUCUAUACAUAAUGAAGAGUUCUAAUUAUCAUUAGGCUCAGAUUUGUCGCUAGUAGUCAGAUACAAUAGAACUGGUGGAAGGAGCAAGUAAAAAAUACACAACUGGUCGAAGAGCUGCGAGUGCAGAAAGACUGUACAAUUCUGUGACGCUGUAAGCUGAAGUAGCAUUUCCUAAAUGUUGCUCUAGCAUCUGGAAGCAGUCAGUCCAAUCUUUCACCACUUCUCUAUUCACUUGACUGAAUGAAACUUGUAAUAACCCAAAAGCAGGUACAGAGAUGCCUGAGUGGGCUUCUCUGUGGCAGAAAAUGAAUGGGUUCUUCAGGAUUAGAGGGAGUGCUUUCUCUGGUUCAGCCUCUUGUAGAACCUUACCAAAUUCAUUUCUUCCAAACUGUUUAGAUUGUGGGUGAUAACAAUUUCCCUUCUCCUUUCUGUAGCAGAAAUGGGCAACUUUAAAGCAAAACCCGCCAGAAACAGGCUGUCUCUGGCUGUUACCGCCUUUCACUUGAGGUGUAAUUCCUUACUGGAAAAAGCUAUUCAGCUUUAAUGUGCUCUUUUUCUUUCAACACUGGAACAGUAACUACAGCCCUGUACAAUGCUAGGUAAAAAAUGUGUCCUUUUAAUUUUGGUAGUCUGCGUUCUUAAAAAGUCUAUUUUCCUACUUGUUAUUACAGCCUUUUUUUUAAUGCAAGAUUAGUUUGAGAAUGGGGAUACUUCUUGUUUCUUUAUUAUGGUUGUUGUUUUUUUUUGUGUUUGUUUUUGUUUGUUUUUGCAGUACAAAGGAUAAAAGCUUUAAUUUUAGUGUUAGUGGAUACAAUAUUGCACUACCUGCUAUACAUAUUUGUUGAGUAUGGCCGGCUUCAAACACCUUUGAUUUUGCUGAGCUUUAUUUCACACCUUUAUCUGGCUUCUAAUUAUAUAAAGGCACAGCCCUUCCCUGUGCUCUUAAAACAAGAGAGGUAUCUGCAUGAACAUCUAAAUUUCUGUCUGUAUAAGGGAAUGUUUGGUCUGAUAUCCUUAACAACUUGCUCUGACUUGAAGCUUUGUCGGAGCUUACGCGUUGUUCAGAUUAUGACUACAUGAGACAGUAUAGUGGAACCAUAACUAGAUUAGGCACUUAAAGUACCUGGAAUCUUUUUCAGUGUUUUGUGUUAUUUGUUUUUUUUUUGUUGUUGUUGUUGUUUGGUUGUUUGUUUUAUUCUGUCAUGGAGUAGCCCUACUGCACAGCAUGGUAUUUUGGCUUGCAUAUGCCACCCUAAAGCAGCUGCACUGCUUGCUCAUUUAGAGCUAGCUCAGGUAACCUCACACGGCAUCACUCUGUGCCAUAUGUGUGCCGAGUUACACUCUUUGUUUCCAUUAUGUUCAAUCAUUGCUAAGGCUUUUGGAUUAGAGAUUUAAGGAUUGAGAUUUCAUAUUCCAUCAGGAUGUCACAAAAGUUUUGUUUUUCACAUGUCCCUAUAACCUACAUAGUAGCACACUUUCUUUGCAAAUACAGGCUGCAGUUCUUUAACUCAGAUUCCUGAUUCAGGGAACAUUUUUCCUCGUGAAUUUUGACAUGAAUUUAAUUAAUUGACCAAAAUUUGCAAUCCAAAACCAAAGAUCUAUGAGAGACAUGUUUUAAUCCUCCAGUUACUGUCUGAAACUACUCCUAAGGAGUUGCAUGGUUUGCAGCUUUGGCUUUCCUGCAGGAAUGUAUUCUGGGACAGAGAAAGAUGAUGCAGACUGAUGUAUGUUCAUGCUAUAGUACUUUACUUCCAGAGCUAUGAAUUAUAUCAACUUUUAUUUUAGGGAUAGUCUAAGCUGUGCCUGACUUUAUUGCUAUUUUGUGGUAGUGUUAAGAAUGUGAUUCAGUGUUUGUUUCAAAGACUUGAAGAGAGGGAGAGGAUGAAUAUUUGCAAACUGGGAGUACAGAAAGAAGCUUUAAAGUCUCACCAAACACUGCUGGUGGCCCAAUUACAAAGGGACUCUCUAGAAUAUCUGCUGGGAAUAACUUUUGCAUUUGAAUAUUGGCAUGUCUUGAGAGUUUGGCUCUUGCUAAAUUCCUGCACGAGGCAGGAAUCUGGUAGCCAGACCCCACACUUAAAGAAUUGAUGUUCCAGAAUUGCAGCUCGGGGAGGUGCUCUGCCCACAAGUAGUAGUGCCACGGGCUUUCUGCAGCUCCAUACAUUGCUGGUGACAAAUCUGAAUUUGGUUAGAGGGACCAGUGGAAGAACUGAUACAGCCAUGUAACAAACAAACUGGUAGCAUCUAAAUAGAAUUGAAUGUAAAAAUUCUGUAAUACCAGAAAAAAGUUCCUUUGAGGUAGACCUAGAACUUUCUAUGGAAGGUAGCUUAGGAAGGAGUCUGGUUUUAGAAGAUACAGAGGAUGUAGUAGUCAGACUUCUCUGAAGCAAUUUUGGGGAAGUAUCCUGCUGUGAAGUAUUUAUUAGCCCCAAGGAUUCUUUGACUAUUUGAAGAUUGUAGAGAUGCUUGGUGCAGUAGGAGAAUAUUGGUAGGUGGCAGCAGUUACUGUUGAGACUUAUAGCUCUGCACCAAUGCCUGCAUAUAGUCUGAUUCCUUGUACUCUGCUGCAUACAUGGUCUGCAGCAGGUCAGAUCAUUGGUUCAGAUUCUUACAGUCUCUGUUAGAGACUGUAUUUGGUGUCUGUGACUGCACCUCCAGCGUAGUUUCCACCAAAGAAGAGAAACUUCCUUAUAUACCAAAACCACACUGGAAGCAGAAGCAAUGUUCAAUUAAUGGUAUGUAAACAUCAUUAGUGUCUCAAAA